Messenger RNA from Stegodyphus dumicola, 1636 nucleotides. RefSeq names its product AP-5 complex subunit mu-1-like. NCBI's taxonomy places the organism in Eukaryota, Metazoa, Arthropoda, Arachnida, Araneae, Eresidae. Gene Ontology annotation, cellular component: AP-type membrane coat adaptor complex; lysosome; late endosome. The record is from RefSeq and is a predicted model, not a curated record. Gene Ontology annotation, biological process: endosomal transport.
UUUUCUAUUUACAAACAUGAUAAAUGUCACGUGAAUAGCUGUCAGAAACAGAAUACUGAAGAUCUUACCUUGAAUGGAGUAAUUUUGAUCUUUAAAUGACUAGAAUUUGACUUUGAAUUGAGUAAUUUUGUUCUUUAAAUGAAUAGAAUUUGAAAAUCCGUACGAUAAUUUAAAAAUAUGAGUUUACGGAGCAUAUGUGUUUUAAGUAUAGCUAAAGAGGAUUGCGGAAAAGUGUUGCAUUAUAGGACUUUUCCUACUGUCGAGAAACGAUGUAAAAUUCUACAUGCAGAUAAGUAUAUUCCUAUUCCAUCACCACAAGUAUUUGUAAGCAGUUUGUUAGUCAAGCUGGGUUUGACACCUGAUGCAAAACAGUUUGUAGAAAGAAGAGAUAAAUGCUGGGGAACUAUGCAGUUACCUGUUAUUGAAAUCCAUACUGGGAAACAUGAAAUAUGGCCUGUUGUUGCUGUUGCUCAGAAUUCUUUUCUUGUUUGUUGCUUACCAUUAGUUGAAAAAGUGAUAGAAAGAAAGGGAAAUCUUUUACAAAUACCAUCUGUAUCGGUUGGAUUUUCUGUGAUAUUAGGAAUUUUAAAUUUCAUAAACAGUGCUCCAAAUGCUGAGCAUAAGAUUUCACGUUUCAUGGAGCUGGAUAAUUUUUUAACUUUGAAUAUGCCUUUUGGAACUCCAUCUGAUGUUGACUUAUCUUCUGCAUCAUACAUAUACAAUUUUCAAUCUCCACAGUAUCUGAAAAAGCAACCAGCAUGGAAACCAUUUGAUUAUAAAGGGAAACAGCAGAUACACUUUAGCAUUUUAGAGUUUGUCCGAUGCAUGCAAAGUGAUCAGGCUGGAAACAUUUGCCAUUUUGAAAUAUUUGGUCAAGUCACGGUAAAAGCAGAUUUGGAAGGAGCUCUAAAUACUGUAAGCAUUUCUGUUAGCAGUUCUGAUCCUGCCCGUCCUCUACUCUUAGACUCACUUGUUAUUCAUCCAUGUGUGGAAAUUCAUUGUGACCCUUCUUCACCAGCAUCAUCUUUAUUGAGAAGAUUACGGUUUUCACCUCCAUUGCAUGAAUUUAUUCUCUUCCAUUACUGUUCUCCAGAACCGAAAGAACCUCCUGUUCAAGGAGUGUUUAAAAUGUUGGGAGAAAACCCAGUGGAACUGUUGGUGCAGUUAAAACUGAAUGAAUAUAUGAGAAACAAUUUUGAGUUUUUUGAUGUAAUAAUUGCAUUUUUCAAUCGAGGACCCGUGAAGAGCAUUGAUUUUAAUAUUAAUUGUGGAGCACCAAAAUUGUCUGAAGAUAAACAUACAUUAAAAUGGAGCAUUGGUACGAAGUUCCCAAAAGAUCUCGAAGCAAUGAUCACUGCAAAAUUAGAAUUCCAUGACAAGCCAAUUUUACGUAAUAGUGAUCCUUUUUGCGUGGACAGAAAUUGCUAUGCACAAAUUAAUUUCAAGCAAAAUAACACAAUUCUUAGUGGAUGUGUUAUUGAUCCAAAAAAUGUCACUUUGUCUCAAAUGAGCAAGGCAAAAAUCAUAAUAGAUCGAAAUGUUCAGUCAGCAGAGUAUCGUAUAUGGAAUAUGUAUGGAGAUCUGCCCUUUCCUGUAAAUAUUUCUAAUAAAUGCAAAAAGCUUUUUAAUUAAUUAA